CGCGUAAUAUGCGCCGCUGCGGUUUGUUUUGCUGCGUCUUCUCCGGACUGACUUUCUCCUGACAUUAAAGCCGAUAAAUACUAAACUCAGCCCUGAACAGACCCACAGACCGCCCUGUAUUACUAGUUCAGGAUGCUGCUGUCCUCGGUGCCGAAGCGGCUGCUGCUGAGACGCUCUCGCAGUCUGUCUCCGUGCCGUGUUCUCCACACGAGCCCCGGCGAGGCCUCCAGGAUCUGCACCCGGGAGCUGGAAACAGCCCGGGGCCCUGCAGCCGCCUCCGUCAGUGUGACCCCCAGAGUACAGUACCACCAGCUGGCCAACAGGUGGCGUGCCAGCCUGCAGAACCGGAGGAGCUCGUGGGCAGCACUGGCCUCAGCAGGGCGCACCAAUAAGUACUGGGAGGAGGAGGGAGGGGGCAAGAGCGGCAGCGGGGCAAGUAGGGGGGCAGCAGCUACAGCGGGGGUCCUGUCAGCCGCCGCCGUGGCCUUGUGCUUAAAGAAGGACGAAGACUCUAAAGGUGACUCUCUUUUGAAUGCGGCCAGAUCAAGCAGUGCACAGGAGGUGGAAAGGUUGUUGGCAGCUGGAACUGAUCCAAACACUCGCCACCGUCUGGGCUGGACUGCGCUUAUGGUCGCUGCCAUGAACAGACAACACAAUGUGGUGAAGGUCCUGUUGGAGUCUGGUGCUGAUCCAAACCUUGGAGAUGAGUUCAGUAGUGUUUACGGCACGGCGCGAGAUAAAGGCGUCCACUCUUUGGAGGUGUUGGUCAGUAGGGAGGACGAGUUCAGCAGCAGGCUCAGUAGUCGCGCGAGUUUUCGUGGCUGUAGUUCGCUGCAUUACGCUGUUCUGGCAGAUGACCCUCGCACUGUCCGCAUGCUGCUGGAAGCAGGUGCCGACCCCUUGCAGACGAACGAGCUGGGACACACUCCGCUGGCCUACGCCAAGGAGGGAGAGAUGCACACACUCCUGAAGGAAUGGGAGGGCAAGUUUGUGGAGGAGAAGCAGAAGAGGGAGGCGGAGGAGAGGAGGAGGUUUCCUCUGGAGCGCCGGCUGAAGGAGCACAUCAUCGGCCAGGAGGGGGCCAUUAACACGGUGGCAUCAGCUAUCAGAAGAAAGGAGAAUGGGUGGUAUGAUGAAGAGCAUCCCCUGGUCUUCCUCUUCCUUGGGUCUUCUGGAAUUGGUAAAACAGAGCUGGCUAAGCAGGUGGCCCGUUACAUGCACAAAGACAUCAAGAAGGGUUUCAUCAGAAUGGACAUGUCCGAAUUCCAGGAGAAGCAUGAGGUGGCUAAGUUCAUUGGCUCCCCCCCGGGUUAUGUAGGUCAUGAGGAGGGUGGUCAGCUCACUAAGCAGUUGAAGCAGUGCCCGAACGCAGUGGUGCUGUUUGAUGAGGUGGAUAAAGCGCACCCGGACGUUCUCACCAUCAUGCUGCAGCUGUUUGAUGAGGGGCGUCUGACGGACGGGAAGGGAAAGACCAUUGAGUGUAAGGACGCCGUCUUCAUCAUGACCUCCAACGUGGCAAGUGAUGAUAUUGCCCAUCAUGCACUGCAGCUGAGGCAGGAAGCCCAAGAACAGAGUCGGCACCGGCUAGCGGAAAAUCUGGAGGACGUUCAGCAAAGCGACAAAAUCACCAUCUCCAGAAGGUUCAAAGAUGAAGUGAUUCGACCCAUUCUGAAGGCCCAUUUCAGAAGAGAUGAGUUUCUGGGACGGAUUAACGAGAUCGUUUACUUCCUGCCUUUCUGCCAUUCUGAACUUAUUCAACUGGUCAGCAAAGAACUCAACUACUGGGCCAAAAAGGCGAAGCAGAGGCACAACAUCACCCUGCUGUGGGAGCGGCCUGUGCUGGACCUGCUGGCCCGUGGCUACAACCUGCACUACGGAGCGCGCUCCAUCAAACACGAGGUGGAGCGUCGGGUGGUGAACCAGUUAGCCGCUGCCUACGAGCAGGAGCUCCUCCCUAAAGGCUGCACCCUCCGCCUGACUGUGGACGGGGAGCUGGAGGAGGAGACGGAGGGAGCUGCAGCCCCUUCCCUCCGUUUGGAGCUGGUGGGUGAAGACAGCAAGAGCCGUAAACUGGACAUCCGCCCACCACUCAACCCAGAGGAAAUGGCCUUCACCCACUGAUUCCACUGAUGCUUAGAGAGGCGUGGUCUGUGCCACCACUGUGAUUUGGGUCAAUGGUUGCCAGGGCUGUGUGGUGGGCUUCAAAAAGCUGAUGUGUUAAUAAAAGGGGCUUUACCCUUUUAACAGGCCAUGUGGAUGUGUAAGUAAUGAAAGAUGAUCAAUGCAAAUUGUAUUUAUCGUAUUUAUGGAAACACUAACUAGCUAAUUCCUGUCAAAUUGCAGAAUUACAACAAAAAUAAAGGAAGUUAUAGUUGUACCUAUAUUUAGCUAGUAACUGGUUUUCCUUAUGAUAGCUAUAGUUAGGCCUGUCACGAUAAAAUUCAAUAUAUCGUCACAUAAAUUAUCGUGCUAAACAAUAUUUUUAAAGACCACAAAAUCUGUAAUUAAUCAUAGAUUAGUAAAUAUAUCAAUUUUUCUUCAUAUACUGCAGUCACUGCAUACAGUGUGUUUAUGAAGUCAGUUAUUAAAGCAAUGGUCAUUUACCAUGACUGGCUAAAAUACUGUUCACUGUUAUAAGAUAUAUACACAUGAAAAAAACAAGCAAAAACACAAGACAGUAUCACGAUUAUCAAAUAUUAUUGAGGUCACGUCCAUUUAUUGCACGAUAAACCAAUAAUAUAAUUAUCAUGACAGACCUAGCUACAGUUAUAUUGAAUAAAUUAAAUGUUUAUCACAUUACAGUUCAUCACUAAAUUCAAUAUCAUACAGCAGUGUCUCUAUUCGAUACAUAUUGAAACAUUAUGAUUUAAUUCAAUACAAUAUGGUACACUGUAUUGCUACAUCCCUACAAGCUAUAAUUGUAAUAUUUGAAGCAUUAUGCAAUAGUUUUGACUAUUUAAGGAAAAAAAAGAACCUUCAUAAUUUGAUUUUGUAUAAAACAUUGUGUGUAAAUUCUUAAAUUAUCUUCUUUUUUAAUUCAUUCUUUUUUUUAUUUAUUUAAUUAAUGCUAUGCUAUUUACCUAACUGUCACAUGCCUAAUUGCUACAAUAAGUAAUGUGCUAUUCUGUGGUAAUAUUGUAGAAUAUAUGAAGUAUUGGGAAACACCUCUUAAUCACUGAAUUCAAAGGUUUCACUUAGUUUCCAUUGCCACAGUUGAAUACAAUCAAGCACCAAGUCAUGUAUUCUGCCUUAGCAAACAUUCUAUUCUAUUUUAUUCUACUCAAACAAUGUAGCUGGUAACAUUUAUUUCCUCACAGGCAUAAGAGUGGGGCAUCCAAGUGCUCUAAUAUAUGUUUUGGAGUGGCAAAGGGGAACCGACUACACAUUAAUGACUAUAGAUUUAGAAUAGAAGGUCAUAAAAGGUAAUGUGUAGGUGUCCCAUUACUUUGUCCAUAUAGUGUAUCUGCAGCUACUCACAUCUAGCUAGUUAUGGGCUGUAGUUAUAACAAAUUAUUCUUAUUCAAGUCUAAACAUUACAUUAUAUUACAGACAUAUGUUAGAUAUGUAUUGGAUAGUUAUACAUAUAGUUAUGCUGUAACAUUUUGUACACAUGUAAUGUCUAAAAAUCUAAGAACACAUUGGCUCAUGGCUGUAAAUAGAGAUAAUUUAAUAUGUGUUACGAACGUGUUUAUAAAAUCCUAUACACAUGACAAAUCACUGAAAGUGUUAUUGUUAUGCUUAAGCUUCUUACAGCCAUGUGUAGUUAAAAGUAUUAAAUAAUAAAAUUCCAAAAUGUUGUUAGCUUUAUUUUGCUAGUUAUGAUUAUAGCUGAUUAUUUUGUUAUUAGGGAUGUUGCAAUUCACAAUAUCAAUAUACACUGAUUUUUUUAAUACAUUUUCUUGCUGCAUUCCUAAAUUGUAUAAUUAUAGCUAGUUACAUGCAAGUUAAAGAUAACAACUUGAGCCAAAGGAAAAGUCACAAUGUAUACAGUAUAAAGUAAACAAUGUUGUGCAUGUAUUGGUCACUUUGUGUCUGUUACAUCAUCACACAGCCAAAUUUAAACAUUAAUGUAUAAAGCAUGUUUUGUAAUGAGGUUAUAAUGAGCUUCACAGACACAAAGCUUGAAAUUUACACACAGGAAGGUCAUAUCGCAUCACUCCUCAGGUCAAUCCCGUUAACGUUAGUAGAAAUAAAAGAGUAAAUAAUGAAUAGAAUAGUGACCAAAUAUCUGUAGUGAUCCAAAAUGUACAUGAAGCUACACGAAGGCAGCUUUUUUUUGUCGUGUUUUGUUUUGUCGUGUUUGUCAAGCUGCAUUAAUCUGUAUUCAUGUUAUGUGGAAUAAUAAAACAUUCUAGUGGAUCUCAAAACAUUAGAAUAGCAUUGAAAGUGUAAAACUCAUAUUAUAUAGAUGUAUUAUACACAGAGUGAUCUAUUUAAAAAAAUAAAAACAAUUUGAUGAUUACAGCUUAUGGCCAUUAAUGAAAACUCAUUAUAAUAAAAUUAAAAUAUUAUAUAAGACCAAUUGAUACUUUUGGCAGUGUGGGCAGUGUGCCAAGUCCUGCUGGAAAUCAACACCAGCAGAUGACAUGUUUCUCCAAACCAUCACUGAUUGUAGAAACUUCACACUAGACCUCAAGCAGUUUGGACUGUGUGUCUCUCCACUCUUCCUCCAGACUCUGCUCCCUUGAUUUACAAAUAAAAUGCUAAAUUUACUGAUGGUCAGUGAUGGUUUGGAGAGACAUGUCAUCUGCUGGUGUUGGUCCACUGUGUUAUAUCAAGUUCAAAGUCAGUGCAGUGUUUUCCUGGAAAAUCUUAAUGCACUUCAUGCUUCCCUCUGCUGACAACUUUUAUGUAGAUGUGGAUUUCAUUUUCCAGCAGGACUUGGCACACUGCCCACACUGCCAACAGUACUAAUUGGUCUUAUAUAAUAAUAACAUUUUCUGAGACACUGAUUUUUGGGUUUUCAUUGGCUGUAAACCAUAAUCAUCAACAAUAAAAGAAAUGCUUAAAUUAGAUCACUCGGUGUGUAAUACAUCUAUAUAUCUAUAUAUCAUAUUUUUAACUGAAUUACUGAAAUAAAGUAACUUUUCAAUGCUAUUCCAUUUUUUUGAGAUGCACUAGUAUUUCAGCUAAUUUAUCACAAAUACGUGUCACUUAUUUACAAUUAUUUAGAGCCAUUGGAAUGAAACGGCAGCUAAGGACUGUCAAGAUAAGUGCCAUAGAAAUACAGCAAUAGUGCUGUAGGGCCAUAUGUAUAGAGAAAUAAAGAGUACAGUAUAGAAAAAUCAGUAACAAAUGACUGGAAUUCUACAUAACAUUGACAUAAACAUCAAACAACAUUUACAAUAAGAAAUGUAUAGCAUGCCAAUGUCAGUGUUAUGUAGCAAUACUUCCAAUUGUUACUAAAAUAUUACAGAUAUUUAUAUUUAUUGAAGAUUACAGCGUUUAAGAAGUCACAGUUUGUUUGUCAGUGCUGUGAUUGUUUACUUGAAGAUGUUUAUUGUAAAACAUGCUAAAUUCUGAACUCUCACAUGGCAGAAUGUAAGUGCUAAUACACUGUUUACACAUGUAGUUAUAUGUACACUGGAGAAUUCUCAUGUGUGUUGACGAAUAAAUAAAAUGUAAUGAAGCAAAUGGAAAUCUAA
This is a messenger RNA of Astyanax mexicanus (Mexican tetra), 5645 nucleotides long. It is a transcript of the gene clpb, whose product is annotated as caseinolytic mitochondrial matrix peptidase chaperone subunit B. Gene Ontology annotation, cellular component: mitochondrion; cytoplasm. Bases 133 to 2121 code for a protein of 662 amino acids. Lineage: Eukaryota; Metazoa; Chordata; Actinopteri; Characiformes; Acestrorhamphidae. The record is from RefSeq and is a predicted model, not a curated record. Gene Ontology annotation, biological process: cellular response to heat. Gene Ontology annotation, molecular function: protein binding; ATP hydrolysis activity; ATP binding. The transcript is spliced from 17 exons.